AUGAUCAAAAAGAAAGAAACUCUACGGCGAAAAAUCCGCCGCGGAACAAAUUUUGCUGCACUUGUACAGAAAUACAAGAAAUUCCGCCGUACAUCUAAGAGAUUAAUAAAAGAAAGUCGGGAAAAGUUCUUUGGUUCCCUAAGCGGAGCUCUACCAUCCAAUCCGAAACUGUUCUGGUCAUUUUUUGAAACAACCACUAAAUCCAGCCGUAUUCCACAGCAAGUUUCCGUCGCGACAGGCAACAAAGACUCCCCACGCUUAGAUUGCACUAAUCAAAAACAAGCUGCAGAAAUGUUCAAUGAUUACUUCCACUCAGUAUUUCUAACAGAAAAGGUGCUGCUAUUUCAAUCCCCACUACACCUGUAUGUGAAGAGACUAUUACUGACAUUAUUUUAGACCCAAGUGAAGUAUAUGACGUUCUUCAUUGCCUCGAUCCUAGUAAAGCAUCUGGUCGUGAUAAUAUACCAAUCCGCUUACUAAAAGAAUGUGCGCACUCCAUCACACCGUCAUUAACGUGUCUCUUCAACAAAUCCUUAAAGCAGGUUUCCCUACCAUCAGAAUGGAAUCUGUCCAACAUCAUCCCUCUUCAUAAAAAAGGAAUCAAGAGUUUUGUUGAGAAUUACAGACCAAUUUCCCUCAUAUGCGUUGUUGCGAAAGGUUUAGAACGUUGUGUUUACAACCGUCUGAUUGGUCAUAUAAAGAACAUGAUAUCCGUUGCACAGCAUGGUUUUCUGAGAGGAAAGUCUUGCACAGGUCAGCUCAUUUCCGUUCUUCACCGCAUCAGUCAAAACUUGGAUUCAGGGGAACAAACAGAUAUCUUGUAUUUCGAUGUUGCUAAAGCGUUUGACACGGUGAAUCAUAACCUUCUUUUAAAGAAACUCCAACGAUUUGGACUUAAGGCCAAUAUUUUAACGCGGUUUAAAAGUUAUUUAUCCGGACGACAACAGCGUGUACUAUUCAAUGGUGAGAUUUCAGAGACUCGUUCAGUUUCCUCCGGCGUUCCGUAA
This is a messenger RNA of Paramuricea clavata, 1007 nucleotides long. The record is from the annotation of a GenBank genome assembly. Lineage: Eukaryota; Metazoa; Cnidaria; Anthozoa; Malacalcyonacea; Plexauridae.